Centruroides sculpturatus (bark scorpion) is the source of this 2777-nucleotide messenger RNA. RefSeq names its product protein CREBRF homolog. The transcript is spliced from 7 exons. Gene Ontology annotation, cellular component: nucleus. Bases 302 to 2188 code for a protein of 628 amino acids. The record is from RefSeq and is a predicted model, not a curated record. Gene Ontology annotation, biological process: regulation of transcription by RNA polymerase II; response to unfolded protein. NCBI's taxonomy places the organism in Eukaryota, Metazoa, Arthropoda, Arachnida, Scorpiones, Buthidae. Gene Ontology annotation, molecular function: RNA polymerase II transcription regulatory region sequence-specific DNA binding; DNA-binding transcription factor activity, RNA polymerase II-specific.
GACCAAAACAAACGGGAACAAAAAUACCAACUUAAAAGUGUGUGUUUGUUACUUAUCUUUUACGUUAUUCUUCAAACAAAGAGAAAGGCUUAAAACUGUAUCAUGAUCAUACAAGACUGUGGUUAGAGAUAUAAGUGGCUUCAUUACAUUUGAAUUAGUUGUUUACAAGGAGUUAAAUAAGUUUAUUUACUAGGGAAUCUCUUUUACAAGGUUGUGAAAGAGCUUAGAAGUAGUCGACUCAUCUAUAUUUGACGAAGAAUUGGAGACUUAUUCAGAAUUGAAAGAACCCACCAGUCAGAGAAUGGUGGAGAUGGGAGGAAAUCAAGUUACUGCUGGCGCAGCCAGUCAGCAACCACAACCACAACCUCCGCCAGGUUCAGAUUCCUCUUUAAAUUUGGAUGCAACUUUGUGUCUUGACAAUGAUCAGUGGCUUACAGUUGAUAUUUCUACAUUAGAACAGGAUGUAAAUUCACUAUACUACUCUGUUUUUGGAUCAAAUAAUAAUGAGACAAAUAUUUCUGAUGGAGAUACAUGCAAUGCCAAUAUUUUGAUAACAAAUGAAACUGUCACUCAGCGUUGUUUGACACCACUUCCCAUGAAAGGAAAAAAAUUAAAUAAGUCAGAAAUACCACAGACAAUGGAGUCUGACUUAUGGGGUUUGGAAACUGAAGAACCUAUACUUCAAGGAAAAUGUCCUGAUGGAAAUCUUGAUUUAUACUAUGAAACAAGGAGCCCACUUUCUCUUUGGGGUGCUCCAAUGGAUUUAGACUUUUUAAAAAUGGAUGAUGUCUUUCAGGUUGAUAAAGCAGAUCUUGUACAAGGUCCUACUUUAGCAGAGCUUAAUGCUAAUGAUGAAUCCUUAUUUAACUCUUUGGACUACUAUGAUUCUCUCCUAACAGAUAAUAAAAAGAUUUCAACACAACUUCCAAUGACUCUCAAUAACAACCCUGUCACAGUUAACAAUGCCAAAGCAAAUAUUGCAACACUUCCCAUAAAUCAAAUUGUUAAUCCUUCUAUGAAUUCAACAUCGCAACCCAUUAAUAUCAAUAAAAAGAAUGAAAAAACCAACAAUAUAACUCCAGUUUCAAACAUUCCUACAACUUCACAUUCAAUACUCUGUGCCUCCCUUUUACAAAACAAUAUUACAUCAUCACAAAAAGCACACACAGUCUCUUCAGUAAAAGCAUUGGAUAUUGAAAAUGGAAAUAUUCAAGCCAUAUCUUCAAAUUCCUCAUCUGAAACAUCAUCAAAUAUUGUUCAGUUGUCUUCUUCUGCACCAGCAAAUACUGAUUAUCUUAAAAAAUGGCAAGAAGUACCUUCUUUACAGAAACAGCCACCUACAACUCCAGUUAUUCAAAGAACAAGAAGAGAUACCGAUCGUUCAGUUUGCAGCUUUUCAUCAGUAUCAUCAUUAUCCAAUGAAGAUGAUUUUAAUAGUGAUGGAGAUGAUGACCAAGAUGAUAUUGUUUCAUCUGAUAAUGAAUCUCUCAAUGGUGAAGAAUAUGAUAAGAAAUCACCAACUUGGUCAUUAACAUUUGGAAAUAGAUGGACAAAAAACAAAAAGAAGAAACGUUUUUUUUGGCAAUAUAAUAUACAGUCAAAAGGACCAAAAGGACCACGGAUUUCUUUAGCAACAGAAUCUACAGAUCCUCAUGUCCUAAGUGAUGCAAUGGACCCUGUUUUUAGUUCAAGUUGUCAUUUAGAUGGAGUGAAACAUGCAGGAAAAGCAAGAAGAGGUGAUGGUAAUGAUCUAACACCAAAUCCCAGGAAACUUUACAAUAUUGGUGCAGAAUUAAAGAAAUUAAGUAAAAUUAUCAAUGAUUUAACUCCGGUUAGUGAAUUACCAUUUAAUGCAAGAUCAAAAUCAAGAAAAGAGAAAAACAAAUUAGCAUCAAGAGCAUGUAGAUUGAAAAAGAAAGCACAACAUGAAGCAAACAAAUUAAAAUUAUAUGGCUUGCAGCAGGAACACAAAAGUUUAAUAUCUUUACUUGAAGAUUUGAGAGAAAUAGUUAAAGAAAAAAUUGAUCCAAUUACAUUUCCUCAAACAGCAUUAUUACAAGAAGACUUGGAUAAAUUAUUUGAAGCCAAAAUUCCAGAGAAAAUUGCUGGUCAUACAUCAGAAUUUGUCAAUAAAGUUUUAGAUAAAGUAUCUUAUGGAGAUUGCAAUGGAGGUUUAUUAGAUUUCUGAAUUAUGUGAGAAAACAGGAUACGAAUAAAACAAUAUAAGAAAAAAGAAGAUAGAAGCAUAGUAAUCAAGGCUAAUGUGUAUAGAGUAAUAUAUAUUAUAGACUUUUGUCUUCACAAUUAUUUUCAGUAAGCAACAAAUAUUAUCUUACUGAUUUUUAUUAGAUCUGCCAUAGUUUGCACAGAUUACUAGUAACAAAAUGUUAUGAUUGAGAUAAACAUUCCUCAAAUGUAAUUAUUAUCCAACAGGAAUGUUUUACUCUUUUGCCAACUCCAUAUACCUCACAAUUUAAACUGGAGAAUAAUAAAACAAAAUUAUAUAUUAUAUAUAUAAACAUAUAUAUAUAAAUGGACAAUAUAAUUGAGUCAUAUCUAUCACACUCUAGUCAAUGAAAAAUUUUUGUGUUAUAUAUAUUUAAUUUCUUACAAAAAAUGCAAAUGGUGAAUAAAUAUAUAAAAAGAAAAUGCAUACUAAUUAUUGUGAAUAAUUAGUAGUUGAAGCAAUUCCAAUAUAAAAGUUACAAUUUGCAUUUUUCUUAUAUGGCAGAAAAAAUUUAACAAUUUGAGUGUUUUUGUGUUUAAUUUCAGAUUUU